Messenger RNA from Hipposideros armiger (great roundleaf bat), 4029 nucleotides. It is a transcript of the gene ALG9, whose product is annotated as ALG9 alpha-1,2-mannosyltransferase. Gene Ontology annotation, biological process: protein N-linked glycosylation. Lineage: Eukaryota; Metazoa; Chordata; Mammalia; Chiroptera; Hipposideridae. The record is from RefSeq and is a predicted model, not a curated record. Gene Ontology annotation, cellular component: endoplasmic reticulum membrane. The coding region runs from base 99 to 1973 and encodes 624 amino acids. Gene Ontology annotation, molecular function: alpha-1,2-mannosyltransferase activity. The transcript is spliced from 16 exons.
UGUCCCUCGGCGGACACCGUUUGCCAGCCAAAGCUAUGUCUCCGCGCUCGCCGCCUUCGUAGGGUGCCGAAUUCUUACCUUUUUUACCCAGGCUGGCCAUGGCGAGCCGAGGGGCUCGGCAGCGCCUGAAGGGCAGCGGAGGCAGCGGCGGGGACACGGCCUCUGCGGUAGAAGCGGACAAGCUGCGGGAGCUGCUGUGCAGCCGGGAGGCGGGCGGCGCGGAGCCCCGCACCGAGCUCUCUGGGAACAAAGCAGGACAAGUCUGGGCACCUGAAGGAUCUACUGCUUUCAAGUGUCUGCUGUCAGCAAGGUUAUGUGCUGCUCUCCUGAGCAACAUCUCUGACUGUGAUGAAACAUUCAACUACUGGGAACCAACACACUACCUCAUCUAUGGGAAAGGGUUUCAGACUUGGGAAUAUUCCCCAGUUUAUGCCAUUCGCUCCUAUGCUUACCUGUUACUUCAUGCCUGGCCAGCUGCAUUUCAUGCAAGAAUUCUACAAACUAAUAAGAUUCUUGUCUUUUACUUUUUACGAUGUCUUCUGGCUUUUGUGAGCUGCAUUUGUGAACUUUACUUUUACAAGGCUGUGUGCAAGAAGUUUGGGCUGCAUGUGAGUCGAAUGAUGCUAGCCUUCUUGGUUCUCAGCACUGGCAUGUUUUGCUCAUCAUCAGCAUUCCUUCCUAGUAGCUUCUGUAUGUAUACUACGUUGAUAGCCAUGACUGGCUGGUAUAUGGACAAGACUUCCAUUGCUGUGCUUGGAGUAGCAGCUGGGGCUAUCUUAGGCUGGCCAUUCAGUGUGGCUCUUGGUUUACCUAUUGCCUUUGAUUUGCUGGUCAUGAAACAUAGAUGGAAGAGUUUCUUUCAUUGGUCGCUGGUGGCUCUAAUACUCUUUCUGGUGCCUGUGGUGGUCAUUGACAGCUACUAUUAUGGGAAGUUGGUGAUUGCACCACUCAACAUUGUUCUGUAUAAUGUCUUCACAUCACAUGGACCUGAUCUUUAUGGCACAGAACCGUGGUAUUUCUAUUUAAUUAAUGGAUUUCUGAAUUUUAAUGUAGUCUUUGCUUUGGCUCUUCUGGUCUUACCACUGACUUCUCUUAUGGAAUACCUACUGCAGAGAUUUCAUGUUCAGAAUUUAGGCCACCCGUAUUGGCUUACUUUGGCGCCAAUGUAUAUUUGGUUUAUAAUUUUCUUCAUCCAGCCUCACAAAGAGGAGAGAUUUCUUUUCCCUGUGUAUCCACUUAUAUGUCUCUGUGGCGCUGUGGCCCUUUCUGCACUUCAGAAAUGUUACCACUUCGUGUUUCAGCGAUACCGCCUGGAGCAUUAUACUGUGACUUCGAACUGGUUGGCGUUAGGAACACUCUUCCUGUUUGGGCUCUUAUCCUUUUCUCGCUCUGUGGCCCUGUUCAGAGGAUAUCAUGGGCCCCUUGACUUGUAUCCAGAAUUUUACCGAAUUGCUACAGACCCAGCCAUCCACACUGUCCCAGAAGGCCGACCUGUCAAUGUCUGUGUAGGAAAAGAAUGGUAUCGAUUUCCUAGCAGCUUCCUUCUGCCCGAUAAUUGGCAGCUUCAGUUCAUUCCCUCAGAGUUCAGGGGCCAGUUACCAAAACCUUUUGUGGAGGGACCACUGGCCACCCGGAUUGUCCCUACUGACAUGAAUGACCAGAACCUAGAGGAGCCAUCCAGAUACAUUGACAUCACUAAAUGCCAUUAUUUAGUGGAUUUGGACACCAUGAGAGAAACACCCCGGGAGCCGAAAUAUUCAUCCAAUAAAGAAGAAUGGAUCAGCUUGGCCUACAAACCAUUCCUUGAUGCUUCUAGAUCUUCAAAGCUGCUACGGGCAUUUUAUGUCCCCUUCCUGUCAGAUCAGUAUACCGUGUAUGCAAACUAUACCAUCCUCAAACCCCGGAAAGCCAAGCAAAUCAGGAAGAAAAGUGGAGACCGGAGAAGAGCAGAACCAACUCACAGGAAGAACUGAAAAUCCCUGGACUGGAUGGCUGUGUUAAGCUGUUCUCUGCACUCUGGACUUGCAUCGAGCACUAGCAAGCCUCUUGGGGGCCAUAUGGGCUUCUCACCAAAGCUGUGUGGCAGCUCUGAGCAGACCUUGUUCAAAUCCUAGUACUGAAAAUGAGCACAGCCUAGUUGCCCACCUACAUGUCCUUUUCACCUCCGGCAAGACUAAGCUUCUCUGAAAGCACUUCACAGGACUAGGACCCUGUGCUGCAGCUAUCUCAGGAAAAAGGCAACUAUGUGAGGAAGUGUGACCUAAUUUCAUUAUAUAGGAUGCCUCUUAUUUUCAUUUUAUUGCCUUUACAACAAACUAAAUAUAUAUUCUAUUGAAUUCAAGACUUCCCUGUAUAGAUAUAUCAACAGACCAGACUAUAAUUGUAUAGGACAUAUUUGGAGAAAAUUAAUUCUACCAGUCGGUACAGUCGGAUAACAUCACAUUUUUAAGUACUAUAUUCUGAGGCCAUUUCUGUGGAAAUUGAGAAUUUCCCUUUUUAAAACAACCCCAGUGAAAAAGACCAAUGUAUAUUUACAGCACCUGUUUUUGAGUCUCUGUGUUACAAAGCACAUCCUGCAUGGGCAGUUCUCAUCAAAGAGGCAUUUAUAAGGACCUGAUUAAAAUUUAAUAAGUAUAUACUAUUUAUUACCUUUAUAUACAGUAUUUCAUCAUUUACAAAGUACAUGCGCAUUAUCCCAUUUGAUCCUCAGUCCCAUCAUGAGGUAGACAAGGCAAGUGGUUUUAUCCCCUUUUUACAGAUGAAGAAACUGAGACUACAGGGGGAGGUAAAGUGACUUGCCCAAGGUCACAUAGCCAGUAAGUAAUAACACUAGGACUAGAUCCUAGGUUGCCUAACUUCUCAUCUAUUGUUCUUCCAUAUCUCACUUGACUAUGAAAACAUUACUUGAAAGAAUGAUGAGGUUGGCCAAAGACCUGACUGAUAAUGUAACUUUCUAUUUUAAGGAAGAAUUUUAUCUGUAUUUCUUUGAGUUCUUUGGAGCCUCUAGUCUGUCUGUUGGUUGGACCAUCACAGCAGUGCCCUGUGGUACAGCCUGGCCUGUGGCAGGGAAGUAGUGUUCAUGUUUUGAAGUCAUACUUCUUUGUAGCUACACAGAAUUCAGUGUCAGUUCCACUUCUGUAGUCAAUCUGGGGUCACAUUAUAGGUGCCUUAUUUCCCUAAGGGUAAUUGUGUCUAGUAUCUGCAAAUAGAUUGAAUCUAUUUUUCAGAGUUUCCAUCUGUUUUCAAAGAGAAGGGCUUUUCAGUAGGAACUGAUCCCAAGAGAGGAGAAAAGUGAUAACGGAAGACAUGGCUAGUCACCAUAUAAAAAGUCUCCCUUUUAGGACCCCCUUUAAAGGAAUAUCGGAUGGGGUUGAAGUGCUGGAGAGGACUAGGUGUCGACAGCAUAGAAUGAUAACUGGAGAGUGAAGAUAAACUUGGGCCCCAUUUGCUGCUCUAAAGAUUUUGGGCAUUCUCAAUACUUGAUUAUAGUUUUCCAAAUAUUGGCACAUUUCUUCUGACUACAGGAUAGAGAAUUUUCAGUGAAAUAUCUUGCCAUCCCUACAUUAAUAGAGUACAGUCCUUCACAGUGGCUAAAUCCCUGUACUUUUUGCAGAGGUAAAUAGGAGAUUUCAGUAACGAAGGUCCAUGAUGAGUGGUUUUUCUUUAAUCAAAGUGAUGCAGUGCUGAUCUAUUUUGUCAUCUUGCAUGUAAAAAAAAAAAGUUUUCUGAACAAGAACUUAAUGGUAAUAUAGCACAAAAAAGGUCAUGAUUGAAUCAGGGAUUCCUUGGGAAUAUCAGUUUGUAUCCUUUUUAAAACCUGAUUUUGGUUUUCUCUAUUCUAUGUAUAUCUUUAGUGACAACACAAUAAAUUGCUGAACAUUGUGCCAAAUGCUAUAGGUAAGAGAUAGACAAAUGAAUGGUUUUGUUAUGAAGGUGUUUUUCGUGUGAUAUUAUAUAAAAGCAUUUAAAAAUCUCCAUCUCGGGGCCGGCCGAGUGGCUCAGUUGGUUAAGAGUUGGUUUAAGAGCAUG